AUGGCAUCAAUAGUGUCACGGCCUAGGCCCAGCGCGCCAGCACAUUAUGUCCCUUUAGUAAAUCUGGACUCCUUCUCGCAGAUUACUCCAGGACAGCCACGGCUUUAUUUCCCGCACGGCUGCAAGGUUCAGCGAUUUAUCCGCUUUCGGACGGCAUGGAAAUCCAGGGCACAAUCCCAGGAAGGAAAUAAUCAUCCAGGGUCUUGGUCAAUUUUUUUCUCUUUCUUCUUUUCCUUGUAUCAUCAGUACCCUGCAGCGACCCCUCGACCGAACUUUUAG
Molecule: messenger RNA, 279 nt
Organism: Akanthomyces muscarius
Lineage: Eukaryota; Fungi; Ascomycota; Sordariomycetes; Hypocreales; Cordycipitaceae
Exons: 4
Coding region: 1-279 (92 amino acids)
Source: RefSeq, a predicted model, not a curated record